Calidris pugnax (ruff) is the source of this 821-nucleotide messenger RNA. It is a transcript of the gene PYM1, whose product is annotated as PYM homolog 1, exon junction complex associated factor. Bases 150 to 812 code for a protein of 220 amino acids. Gene Ontology annotation, biological process: exon-exon junction complex disassembly. Gene Ontology annotation, molecular function: RNA binding. The transcript has 3 exons. Gene Ontology annotation, cellular component: exon-exon junction complex; cytoplasm. The record is from RefSeq and is a predicted model, not a curated record. NCBI's taxonomy places the organism in Eukaryota, Metazoa, Chordata, Aves, Charadriiformes, Scolopacidae.
CUUGGGUGAAACCGCAGGCGCGGCCCCUUUAAAAACAAAAUGGCCGCCCCCUCUCUCCGGCGGCUCCCCCCCGAGAGCAGCCACACCCGGGUUGGCGCCACUUCCGGGGCGGGGCUAAGAGGAAGCCGGAAGUGUGUCGCGCUCGCAAGAUGGCGACUCCCUAUGUGACUGACGAGACCGGGAAGUACAUCGCCUCCACGCAGCGCCCCGACGGCACCUGGCGGAAGCAGCGGCGGGUGAAGGAGGGCUACGUCCCGCAGGAGGAGGUGCCCGUGUACGAGAACAAAUACGUCAAGUUUUUCAAAAGCAAACCCGAGCUGCCCCCGGGGCUGAGCCUGGAGGCGGCGGCGGCGGCACAACCCGGCAAACACCACCAACACCAACAGCACCAGCACCACCAGCCCGGCCGGGCCGAGGGCGGCGAGAGCGGACUGUCCAAAACGGCCAAAAGGAACUUGAAACGGAAGGAGAAGAGGAAGCAGCAGCAGGAAAAAGGGGAGAGGGAGACGGACGGACUGAUCCAGGCGCUGGAAAAAGCUUCCCUGGAAGGGGGUGACGACGGAGGGGACAAAGGGCCACCCAAAAGGGACAGCGGUUGCGGUAAUAACGGGGCCCCCGCCGAAGGGGAAGCCCCCGUCGCCGAAAAGAGCAGGAAAGUGAAGAAUCUGAAGAAGAAGCUGCGGCAGGUGGAGGAGCUGCAGCAACGGCUCGACUCCGGGGAGAUCAAGCAGCCGACGAAAGAGCAGCUGGAGAAGCUGGGCCGGAGGAAAGCCUUGGAGGAGGAACUGCGGGACCUGGAGCUGGACUUGUAAGGGGGCAAG